This is a messenger RNA of Lingula anatina, 1209 nucleotides long. RefSeq lists its product as uncharacterized. The record is from RefSeq and is a predicted model, not a curated record. Gene Ontology annotation, molecular function: N-acetylglucosamine 6-O-sulfotransferase activity. Gene Ontology annotation, biological process: N-acetylglucosamine metabolic process; sulfur compound metabolic process. NCBI's taxonomy places the organism in Eukaryota, Metazoa, Brachiopoda, Lingulata, Lingulida, Lingulidae.
AUGUUAACCGAUGUCAAGCUUCAGAAACGUACGCGCCGGGCUCUACAAAAUGAUAUUCUAAGACAGAAAGUUACAAAUGAUGUCACCAGAACCGCUUCCACGGCAGCAGGCAUUUCUUCCACAACAAAAACAACAACAACACCAGGUCCAAAACCGGCCCCAACCACGGCGGUGCUGAUUCUGACCUAUCAACGCAGUGGUUCUUCUCUGAUUGGGGAGCUCUUCAACCAGAACCCAUCAGCUUUUUAUCUGUUUGAGCCUCUCUGGGCCUUAUACGAGAACAAGAUAAACCCAACUUUCCCGAGCACUCUGCUACUUGCAAAUGGGAAUAAAAGACCAAUGCCAGCAACUGAAGACUUUGGCUCGUUUUCUCAAGAACUGAUCACCAACAUGGCGAGAUGCGACUUAGGGCAAGUCCCCAUGGAGAUAUUAGCACCUUUUGGCGACGACGGACACUGGUUCUUUAGCGCCAAUGGGAGACAUAAGGCAUUGGCAAAAUAUAUAGACUGUAUCAAAAAAGAUAACGAUGCGAAAAAGGACGCAUUGUGCGUUCCUUUGGCCCAAGCCGUUUGCGAUAAUUCUACCAUAAGAGCUAUUAAGACCAUUCGAUUUCGAAUGUGGAUGCUGGAGCGAGUGCUUCUAGAAAAUCCAGGGAUGAAGGUUAUUCAUCUGUUCAGGGAUCCCCGAGCAUCCAUUUUAUCCAGGUUUACGUCUACCCAAGCCGGCUGCAAGUUAGAGUUUGAGGCCAGCGCAAGAUGCUAUGACAUGUCCAAGGAUCUGACUACCGGUGGACAUCUUUUCAAAAAAUACCCGGGGCGAAUCAUGCGAAUUCUGUACGAGGACAUGGCGGAUUAUCCUAUGGAAACAGCACAAAAGAUACAUAUGUUUCUGGGAAAAGAGCUACCGAAAAAUGUUCUAGAUUGGGUUUUGGAAAACACAGCGGCUGGUGUAAAUGACACGGAGUUGUUCGAGACCACCCGAGCUAACUCCAGCGAGACUGCACAUGCUUGGGAAUUGAGUAUCCCGACCGACAUGGCUUUCAAGAUAGACGAGAUCUGUUAUGAUGUGAUCGAAGAGCUAGGGAUUGGAAUUCUACCACUGGUACAAAAGAAGGGCAGAUGGUGCAUCUUUCAAAACCAUGUUGCUUGGGCUACCAUAGAAGUAGCUCUCCAAAGCGAGGCAAUACUUAAAAAUCACGAGGACGAGUGA